This is a messenger RNA of Propithecus coquereli (Coquerel's sifaka), 5616 nucleotides long. RefSeq names its product KIAA1217 ortholog. NCBI's taxonomy places the organism in Eukaryota, Metazoa, Chordata, Mammalia, Primates, Indriidae. Bases 85 to 4605 code for a protein of 1506 amino acids. The record is from RefSeq and is a predicted model, not a curated record. The transcript has 16 exons. Gene Ontology annotation, cellular component: cytoplasm.
AUUCAAGACAGAUCGCUCCUCAAAGUGUACAACAAAGACCCCGCCCAUGCGUUUAAUCACACACCAAAAACUGUGAACGGAGACAUGAGGAUGCAGAGAGAAAUUGUUUAUGCAAGAGGAGAUGGCCCCGGUGCCUCUCGGCCUGGAUCUACAGCCCAUCCACCCCACGUGAUUCCCAAUUCCCCGCCGUCCACGCCCGUGCCACAUUCCAUGCCUCCCUCCCCGUCCAGAAUUCCUUACGGGGGCACCCGCCCCAUGGUUGUUCCUGGCAACGCCACCAUCCCCAGGGACAGACUCUCCAGCCUCCCAGUCUCCAGACCCAUCUCACCAAGCCCGAGCGCCAUCCUGGAAAGGAGAGAUGUCAAGCCAGACGAAGAUAUGAGUGGCAAAAACAUCACGAUGUACAGGAACGAGGGUUUCUAUGCAGAUCCUUACCUUUAUCACGAGGGCCGGAUGAGUAUAGCCUCGUCCCACGGUGGGCACCCGCUGGAUGUCCCGGAUCACAUCAUUGCAUAUCACCGCACGGCGAUCCGGUCGGCGAGUGCUUAUUGCAACCCGUCUUUGCAAGCGGAAAUGCAUAUGGAGCAGUCGCUGUACAGACAGAAGUCAAGGAAAUAUCCAGAUAGCCAUUUGCCGACGCUGGGCUCCAAAACGCCGCCCGCCUCUCCUCACCGGGUCAGUGACCUGAGAAUGAUAGAUAUGCACGCUCAUUAUAACGCCCACGGGCCCCCUCACACCCUGCAGCCAGACCGGGCCUCGCCGAGCCGCCAGUCCUUUAAAAAGGAGCCGGGCACCUUGGUGUACAUAGAAAAACCACGGAACGCUCCAGGAUUAUCUGGCAUUGUGGACCUUGGCCCUCCUCUAGUUGAGAAGCAAGUUUUUGCUUACAGCACUGCUACGAUACCCAAAGACAGAGAGACCAGAGAGAGGAUGCAAGCCAUGGAGAAACAGAUUGCCAGUUUAACUGGCCUGGUGCAGUCUGCACUUUUUAAAGGGCCCCUUGCAAGUAAUAGCAAAGAUUCGUCUAGCGAGAAAGUGACGAAAACCGCAGCCAGGAACCAUGCAGACGGUGCAGGAACUCCCCACGUGUCUGGAGGGAAGACCCACGGCGCCCUGGAGUCCACGGUGCCACCCGGCCAGCCCCCGCCUGCGGGCACCUCCACCCUCCACGCGAGCCUGCUGGACAUGAGGCGGAGCGUGGCCGAACUCAGACUCCAGCUGCAGCAGAUGCGGCAGCUCCAGCUGCAGAACCAGGAGCUGCUAAGGGCCAUGAUGAAGAAGGCUGAGCUGGAGAUCAGCGGCAAGGUGAUGGAAACCAUGAAGAGACUGGAGGAUCCCGUGCAACGGCAGCGCGUCCUGGUGGAGCAGGAGAGACAAAAAUACCUUCACGAGGAAGAGAAGAUCGUCAAGAAGCUGGGCGAGCUGGAAGACUUCGUCGAAGACUUGAGGAAGGACUCCACGUCAGCUGGCCGGGUGGUGACUCUGAAAGACGUGGAGGAUGGGGCUUUCCUCCUGCGACAAGUGGGCGAAGCCGUAGCUACCCUGAAAGGAGAGUUUCCGACCUUGCAAAACAAGAUGCGGGCCAUCCUGCGCAUCGAAGUGGAGGCCGUGCGCUUUCUGAAGGAGGAGCCGCACAAGCUGGACAGCCUCCUGAAGCGCGUGCGCGGCAUGACGGACGUCCUGACCAUGCUGCGGAGACAUGUCACCGAUGGGCUCCUGAAAGGCGCAGACGCAGCCCAGGCCGCACAGUAUGUGGCUAUGGAAAAGGCCAUGGCUGCAGAAGUCCUGAAGAACCAGGAGGAGGCAGCCCACACCUCCGGCCAGCCCCUCCACGGCGCAGGCGUCCCUGGCGAUGUGAAGUCGGAAGUGGUCCUUGUGUCCGGCAUGACAGUCCACCACGCACAGAGCUCUCCCGUGGUCAUCCAGCCCUCCCAGCACUCCUCGGCCCUGCUGAACCCUGCCCAGAACUUGCCUCGCACAGCCAGCCCCCCAGCCAGCACCCAGGAAGCGGCCUCCACCCUGCACCCGGCACACGUUCCGCAGUCCCCACAGACGCCCAUGAACGGGUCCACCAUGCAGAGCUUGUUCAUCGAGGAAAUCCACGGUGUGGGUGCCAAGAACAGGGCAGUGUCUAUUGAGAAAGCAGAAAGGAAAUGGGAAGAAAAAAGACAAAAUCUGGACCAUUAUAAUGGGAAAGAGUUUGAGAAGCUCCUAGAAGAAGCUCAGGCCAAUAUCAUGAAGUCAAUUCCAAACCUGGAGAUGCCAUCCACUUCGGGCCCGCUGCCAAAGGGAGAGGCUCCGGUGGACAGGCCAGAACUCUCAGAAGACUCUUCAAAUUCAGAACAGGACGUGGACAAGCUGGGGGGAAAGUCGCCCCCUCCCCCUCCCCCACCCCCUCGGCGAAGCUACCUGCCAGGAUCGGGGCUCACCACCACCCGGUCGGGCGAUGUGGUCUACACCGGCAGAAAGGAGGCCACCACCACUAAGGCAAGCAGCGGUGAUGCUGGACCAAGCCUGCAGACCAGAGCCACCAAAUGUCCCCCAGAGGAGCCUGCUUCAGCCUGGACCCCGUCCCCACCGCCUGUCACUGCGUCCUCAAAGAACGAGGAGGAGGAGGAGGAAGAAGGAGAGAAAAUAAUGGCAGAACUCCAGGCAUUCCAGAAGUGUUCCUUUAUGGAUGUAAAUUCAAACAGUCACGCUGAGCAGUCCCGGGCUGACACUAGGCUGGGCACCACAGUGCCACCCAAGGAGAAGAAGAAUUUGGAAUUAUUCCACGAAGAUGUACGGAAAUCUGAUGUUGCAUAUGAAAAUGGCCCCCAAAUGGAAUCCCGAAAGGUUACCGCAGGGGCUCUAAGACCUAGUGACCCUACUAAGUGGGAAAGAAGAAUGGAAAAUAGUAUUUCUGAUGCAUCGAGAACAUCAGAAUAUAACACUGACACCGUAAUGAAGGAAAAUUCCGUACCCAAUAUGAGUUUACUCAGAGACAGUAGAAACUAUUCCCAGAAAAAUGUGCCUAAGGUCAAUUUCAGUUUCUCUGGCGUUAGUUCAUUGGAAGAUGAAAUAAACAAAGGGCCUAAAGUCUCAGGACUGCAGUACCCCAUACCCAGCCCUCAGAAUCCGAAGUCGAAUUAUGGAAAGACCAAGGAGACGGAGCUGCAAGGACACGAAGAUACGGGCAAGUGUCACGUUCCCUCUCCUGCUAGAGUAAUGGAAUUGAGUGCUCGUGAUGUCAAAACACAAGAUCAGGAGGUUCCGGUGACAGAUUUGGGCCAAGUGGUUCUAAGACCCAAGGGGGCUAGGCAUGCCAAUGUGAACCCUAAUGAGGACGGAGAAUCAAGUCCAAGCUCUCCCACUGAAGAAAGCGCAGCCAGCGACAACAUUGCCUUCAUGAUCACCAAGACGGCCGUCCAGGUCCUCUCCAGCGGGGAGGUCCAUGACAUCGUGAGCCAGAAGGGAGAAGACGUGCAGACAGUGAAUAUCGAUGCCAAAAAGGAGAGGACCUCCCAGCAAGAAGGGACUGAAAACGAAGAGCCAGUCGUGUGCCUCGACAAGAAACCAGUGAUCAUCAUUUUCGACGAGCCCAUGGACAUCCGGUCUGCGUAUAAGAGACUCUCGACCAUAUUUGAGGAAUGUGAUGAGGAAUUAGAGAGAAUGAUGACGGAGGACAAGAUAGAGGAGGAAGAAGAGGAGGACAGUGGAGACACCGGAGUCCUGAGUAACACUUCCCAACUGUCUCCAAAGAAGGUGGCCUCGGACAGUCUUAGAACAGGACAGCAGGUGGAGACAAAAUUACAGCCACACUUGCUGAUGGCAGACCCCAAAAGCCCAGGAGGACAGGAAAUGCAUAAAACCGAGCCCGGCAAGUGGAGCCAGGCAGAUUCUCCGAACUCAGACGGCAAGGGUGACGACCCGACCGAUGACCAGUUUGAAAGCCCCAAGAAAAAGUUUAAAUUCAAAUUCCCUAAAAAGCAACUCGCUGCUCUCACUCAAGCCAUUCGCACAGGAACCAAAACGGGGAAGAAGACGUUGCAGGUGGUGGUCUACGAAGAGGAGGAAGAGGAUGGUACUUUGAAGCAGCACAAAGAGGCCAAGCGCUUUGAGAUCACUAGGUCUCAACCCGACGACUCCCCGAAGGGCGUGGCCAGGAGACAGGAGCAGCCCAUUCUCGAGGGCACAGCUCAGAUCUCAAGAACUGAUGAAAUUAGAAAAAAUACCUACAGAACGUUGGACAGCCUGGAGCAGACCAUUAAACAGCUCGAGAACACCAUCAGUGAAAUGAGCCCCAAAGCCCUAGCUGAGACCUCAUGUUCUUCCAACAGAGAUUCUGUCGCAAACUCAUCCCUCAUGGCCCCAGAGGCCCCUCCCCGACCCUUGCUAGUUCCGGAGGAAGCCCCCACUCUCCUAGAGCCCCCCACGUCAGUACCUGCAGCUUCACGGCUCCAGCGGGACCCCGCAGACGAGCAGGAUGCCCGUCCCCAUGAGCGCCAAGAACAGACCCGGGAGCCUGGACAAAGCCAGCAAGCCGUCCAAACUGCAGGAUCCGCGCCAAUAUCGUCAGGUAGUUUUACCUUAAACCCAAUUUUGGAUGGACGCUAUCUCUGUUAAGAAGCAAGUCACUGACUUAGUUGAUGCCAAAUACGUGUUUUUCUUUGUAAGAUACGGUUACGUAGACAUCCCGGAUCUUGGGGGCAUGAAGAAAGUCCUAAAAACCUUUGUUAAACUUUUCACCACGCUUUUUGCAUGCUCGCAAUAAAACAUCUUUUACUUUGUGACUCCAAAUUUUAACUGUUAACACACGGUGCCAGGCCAGGUGACUUUUCUUUGGUGAAUGUAGUGCUUUAUCCGAACACCUUGGGAAAGAGAGACAAACCAACCUGUCAUUGAACUGCCCUUAAAGCCACCAGUACUAACGUCUGUGUUGACUGCAUCGCACUAGGGCACAUUAACUCUUCGUCACAAUGCGGGGGGCCCCCACCCCAGUAACCACCCAGGGGCACGGCCCACCUGGCACACGGGAAACGGUAGUUGGAAUGACAUGAUUCUUCUCACAGACGCCUUCUUCCUUGUCGCCUGUUCUGUCCCUCCUUGGCUGUGUAGGUGGGGGGUUUCUACCAGGUCCAGGACAGCACAAGACUUAGCUCAGGCCUUGAACUGUUUUGUUGUUUUUCUUUUAUGGAGUUAUUCUCAGAAGGGCUGUGUUGCCAGGCCCUGUGGGUCGAUCGUGUUGCCAGCUUUCUGACAAACUGUCUCCCGCCAUCUUUGUUUGCAGGCUAAUGGAAGUGCUAAGAAAGCUGGUGGGGAAUAUAAACCUACUUCCCCCUCCUUACCUGCUUCUAAGAUUCCAGCCCUUUCUCCCAGCUCUGGGAAAAGCAGCUCUCUGCCCUCUUCUAGUGGUGACAGCUCUAACCUCCCUAAUCCACCUGCUACUAAAACACCAAUUCCUUCUAACCCUCUCAGCUCCCAAACAGGACGGCCCGCCCACUCUGCCUCCCUCAUCCCUUCUGUUUCUAAUGGCUCCUUAAAGUUUCAGAGCCCCACUCACACAGGGAAAGGUCACCAUCUUUCAUGCUCACUGCAGACUCAAAACGGCCGAGCAGUCCCUCCUUCCUCCUCCUC